GCGAUUUGUUCACCGUUGUUGCCCUUAACUUCAUCAUCUUCCCCUGGUCCCAUAGCCAUGAUUCUCCGGUUCAUACCUCAGUCAUUACCUUCCACUCUGUUAUCCUUACUUUUGUUAUUAUCUUACACAGUUCUUGUAACGGCAGAAGACUUUGAUUGCCAUGUGACCACUGGAGGGUUGAAAUGGGACCUUACGCCGCUGGAGGGCUCGCACACACUGUCCAGAACACGAGAGACGCCGCCCACAACUAUGGUGGAUGAGCUCAUAUUCAAUUUAUGCAAGGACUUGGAACCAAUGGAUGGUGUGCCAGACGACGACCAGUGCAAAGCUGGGACAAGGGCAUGUUUGAGGAAGACGAACAGGAAGGACGACGCAGACCGGGUGAUUGCUGUCAUACCUGUCGCGUCAACGACCACCCUUGAGCCAGAAUAUUCACAGCUUAAUUCACUGAAAGGUCUCUCCUUGACAUUUCACGGGUCCCCAUACCCCUCCUCUGGAGACUCCCAGUCUAUCGUAUUCUCUCUCUUUUGUGCCGAGGAUGCAGACCCCGAACCCAAACUCGUCUCAUAUGAGAACGGAGUAGUACGUGUUGAUUGGAGUACACCCUCGGCGUGUAGUUUGCCGGAUGACCAACCUCCACCACAAGAGGAUGAAGGCGGUGGAGAGAGCGACGAGAAACCAGCGAAGAGAGGCAGUGGACUUGGGUUCUUCUUCCUUGUCCUUCUUCUAGCAUUCGGUUCGUAUCUCACGCUGGGUGCAUACUACAACUAUUCCACAUAUGGUGCUCGCGGCGUGGAUCUUAUACCACAUCGAGAUUUCUGGCGCGAAGUGCCAUACAUGUUGCAAGACGUUGUAUCUCAUCUAUGUUCAACGGUUCGACCACAACGGUCGACUCGUGGAGGGUAUAUUGCCGUAUGAUGACCACAUUCUGUUUUCUGGGACAUGUUUCUAUUCAAACGUUUCAGAUAUAAACAUGGCACAUGCAUAGUGACUUAAUUACCCUAACGCCUUUACACUGUUAAACUACGCUGGAAACAGAAUGGAGAUGCGAGGUGAAUGAAGAUGUAACGUCCUGAAGUCGAUCCAGAUGAAAAUUACGAAGUCCGGUUAAUUAGCAAUGCUGCUGCGAACAGGCACAGCUACCAAUCCGUCUCAUUGAGUGACCCCUGCGCUCAAUAAAACCGCUGUAACGCCACUGACUUUGAGGCCUGUUUAUAACUCAAGUGCCUGUCUUGGGGCUGGUAGGCCAAG
Molecule: messenger RNA, 1251 nt
Organism: Suillus subalutaceus
Lineage: Eukaryota; Fungi; Basidiomycota; Agaricomycetes; Boletales; Suillaceae
Product: autophagy-related protein 27
Exons: 5
Coding region: 58-918 (286 amino acids)
Source: RefSeq, a predicted model, not a curated record